Molecule: messenger RNA, 1317 nt
Organism: Medioppia subpectinata
Lineage: Eukaryota; Metazoa; Arthropoda; Arachnida; Sarcoptiformes; Oppiidae
Source: the annotation of a GenBank genome assembly
AUGCAUGAGAUUAAAUCCGUAUUUCGGACACUAAUAGCCAAACUGUGCCGUAAAAAGUGGUCUUUCAUUGAGACGACGAGUAAAACGACUUUUAGUGAACGUCGAGGAGAGCAGAGGCGGCCACUCCUACCACUGGUUCACUCCAAUAACGGCGAGACCACAGCUGCCAACACAGGUAUGCUUAACAUUAACGAGUCGGCAGAAGAGUCCCAAACAACCAACGGAUCCGUUCAGGGACUCCAUUCCCGCAAUGACUACUACAAACUGCCGGUCGUUGUCGACGCCUCCACUAAAGGCAUUGCUCUCAUCACCUCUGAUGGCAAGUCCGACGGAUCCCUGCAAGAGAUGGUCUGGAGUGCUGUUCCCGUCACGACUGUAAAUACGGCCGAUUUAGUGGCCAACGCGACCAUUAUUACCACCACUUCACCCAACGGAUCCUCACCCGCAAGACAUUCAGAUGAAGAACAUUUGGGACACUCGAGUCCUGUCAACGGAAAUAUUUCGCCACAAAGACAUUCGCCUCACGAAACGAGACAACUAAUUGUCUCUUCUUCUGGUGCUAUCUUAACCAAUGGUGACUCAAAUGCACAGACAAUAGUAGUGACGGCGGGAGACAAUCAUCAUCACAAUAAUACAUCAGUAUUGCAUCACAACGAGGUUCACAUCAAGUCUGAGCCAUUGGACCCGUUACCACCUGUGGCCUCACCCGUCCAGAUGGUGGACGUGAUCGCCAGCGGAGUUGACCGCAAUCGGGAUUUAGAACCGUCACCGCCAGCGACGGUCAUAUCGUUAGCACCGGCGCAACCCUAUCAACCGGGAACUACUCAACUGACAUUUGCAGCGCCCACUUAUGAUAUCGCAACAACGGGACAGUACACCGUACAGGUGAAUACAGGUGUGUCCUCUCAAUACGCAACCGUCACUCCGGCCGCCAAUGCCUGUACUAAUGGCGGGACCGUAUACUUGACCACAGCUGACUAUAUCACAUACAGGGACUAUUACCCGACCACUUCCACCACCACAUCAGUCAAUACCAGUGAUCAAUACCAAACAGUGCGCCAACACCUGAGCACAACCCCAACCGCCACAUACACCACAACCACCGACACAGAGACCACAUCAUUCCUGGACAGAUAUCUGCGGCAACAACCGGCCUCUUCCAGUGCUAAUGGCGCACAAACUUAUAAGGCAACCAUUCAUGGCCUCACUGUUGACCUGCCAUCACCUGACAGUGGCAUUGGAGACACCACUAUCACUCCCAGACAGGAGAAUGGCACUCUGCCCCAGACGGAAAGCUUUACAUAUAAACUACUCUAA